AUGGUAUCUAAGAAGAUUCGGGACUUUCUCAUCUUCGCGAAGAGGGACGGGUACGACUGGGCGUGGGCCGACACCUGCUGCAUCGACAAAACGAGCAGCGCGGAGCUCACCGAGGCGAUCAACUCCAUGUUCCGAUACUACUCCCUCGCCCACAUCUGCUACGUCUUUCUCAACGACGUCGAAGAGUCGCAACCUGGGGCACCGACCUUCGGCGCCUCCUUCCGACGCAGUAGGUGGCACACGCGAGGGUGGACCUUACAAGAGCUCCUCGCGCCUCGCGAAGUUGUCUUUCUGUCUCGCAUCCUCAAACAAGCUACCGGGAUCCCAAAGGCUGUGUUACGAUCAGAUAAGGGAAUCACGGAUGUCAGCAUCGCCGCGCGGAUGUCCUGGGCGUCCAAGAGGAAGACAACCCGGAUCGAGGACGAAGCGUACUGCCUGUUCGGGCGAUUCGGGGUCAGCAUGCCGACUCUUUACGGCGAAGGACGCAAAGCCUUCUACCGGCUUCAAGAGGAGAUCAUGAAGACGUCUCUCGACUUAUCCCUUUUCGCUUGGGGAGGCCUGCGCCAGGACCGGCCGCGCUCAACACGAGCGCGCGCCGACCCGUACCUCGGGAAGCUGUCUUGA
Messenger RNA from Epithele typhae, 624 nucleotides. RefSeq lists its product as uncharacterized. The transcript is spliced from 3 exons. The record is from RefSeq and is a predicted model, not a curated record. Bases 1 to 624 code for a protein of 207 amino acids. Lineage: Eukaryota; Fungi; Basidiomycota; Agaricomycetes; Polyporales; Epitheliaceae.